UUACUCCACUCUGCCUGUGAAAUAGGUGGUGUCAUAAUAAAAUGAGAAUCCAGAGAUACACAGAACAUGGGCAAGUUAGUAAGGAAAAAAGAGUCACUUCCAGUUCCGGUUCUCUCCAGGAACUCAGUUUUUCAGCUGAUUUGUAAUUACUCCUCGACAAAUAUAUUUUACUCGUUAGCACAAAAAUUUGCAAUGUGAUAACCUACUGAGAAUUCACGCGUUGAAAAAAUCCUGUUAAUUUUGUGCGACUAACACUGAAAUUAGUUACUAAAUGAAAUGAUUUGUUUAAUUAAGAAGUGAAAAGUAUUACUAACCUUUUACAAUCAUUUACAAAAUUUUCUAGUCAUGGAAUUAUUUCAUGUCACUGCUUGACUUGGCUGAAAGAAUGGGAUCAGUCAUUGUGUGAAUGAGUAAUUGAAUACUCAUCCUUUGUUCAUGUUUUGUUGUUUCUGCUCUACAAAGAAAUGUUGCAUCUUGUUGUUCUGUCCAAAAAAAUUCUCACUGGUGGCACAUGCUUAAGUAAAAGUAUCACUGAAGCGAAGAAUGCAUGACAAUUGGGAUCCAACAUUUCCUGAUUUGACAAAUAUUGUCCGUAGAUGAGAAUAAGCUAAUGUUUCUGAACAUCAGGAGUCGACUACCAAUUUAAUAUGCGAAAUUUUCCGUGUAAGAAGCUCAUAAGGAUGCUUCCCACGAGAAACAUGUUCACUAGAACUUUCCAAUUGAGGCGCAGAUACUGCAAAAAUUUACUUCAGAUUUCAGUAGUCUUGGUGCUAAUUGUAACCAUCGGGCUAAAUUUGUUGUUCAUUCUCGAGACGGGAAGACGCCUCCAAAAUCAACAGGAGCAGUUUGAUAUGCAGCACCAACGAGGUCAUGGUCCAACAGGAAACGAAAAUGAAUUGUUAAAACAACCCUUGAAAUUACAACAAGCUGUUGACAGCAGUGUUCCUGGUUCUGAGAAAAAACAUUCCUUUCGUACGUUAACCAUUGAAGUGACUUCUAGUCAGUCCAAAGUGUCCGUUGCUGUCGACGGAACAAUGGUAAUCGAGGACAAUGAGGCGAACAAGGGUCGAGGAAUUCAUGUUGUAGUGCUGAAUGAGGCGACGGGUGCUGUGAUGGCGCAACGCAUAUUUGACACUUAUUCACCCCAUGAAGACGAAGCUCUCAUACUUUUCUUGAAUAUGGUCUCUCCUGGUCGAAUACUAAUUUUCGCAAUCAAGGAUGAGGGCACUUUCCAAAUGAAGGCAAAUGCGCGAGAGGUUCUAGAAAAAUUGGGAUCCAAAAAGGCAAAGCAUUUAGGAUGGAGAGACAUGUGGGCGAUGGUGACCAAAAAGGGGACAGGUCCUGGUGACCAAUAUCCAAAUUUAAAGAGUCGUAUCCUCAAUAAGCCAUCCAUUGCGGUUGAAGAGUACAGUCGUAGCACAGAGUUUCAUAGUUGGGGAGCCCCUGUAUCAGUGACAGCGGAAGUACCUCUCACCUCACCACAGGAUAGCGAAUGUGACUGGGGUUCCUCGGAGGAGGGUGAACGUCGUCGAGAAUUUUGCAAUCAUAUCGAAGGUUACGGAAGUGUAUGUAGUUGUCACGACCCUUCGCCCAUAUUUUUUAAGCGCAACCUCUCUAUAUUAGAAUCCACUCUGGAUAUUCCUGUGGCUGUGAUUGCUAGCAACCGUCCUCAUUACCUGUUCCGAAUGCUGAGGUCCAUGUUGUCCGCAGAGGGAGCCAACCCUGGGAUGAUCACUGUGUUUAUCGACGGAUAUUAUGAAGAACCAAUGUCGAUAUGUCGCCUUUUUGGACUUCGAGGAAUACAACAUACGCCUCUGGGUUCUCGAAAUGCAAGAAUUUCUCAGCACUAUAAAGCGUCCCUCACUGCCACGUUCAACCUCUUCCCAAAAGCAGACUAUGCAAUUAUUGUGGAAGAGGACUUGGACAUUUCUCCAGACUUCUUCUCAUAUUUUAAGCAAACGAUGCGACUUUUAGACGACGAAAGCCUAUAUUGUAUAUCGGCGUGGAAUGAUCAAGGGUACGAACACACAAGUUCUGACCCAAAGCUUCUUUAUCGAGUGGAAACUAUGCCAGGUUUGGGUUGGUUGCUGAAAAAGUCAUUGUAUAAAGAUGAGCUUGAGCAGAAAUGGCCUACCGCAGAUAAGAUGUGGGAUUGGGACAUGUGGAUGCGCAUGCCAGAAAUUCGCCGUGGUCGUGAAUGCGUUAUUCCAGACUUAUCCAGAACUUAUCAUUUCGGAGCUUCCGGUCUAAACAUGAAUUCUUAUUUCCAAGAUAUUUACUUUAAGAGACGAGCUUUCAACACUCAGCCUUCAGUGCGACUCGAUAAUCCCAACAGUCUGACCAAAGCGAAUUACGAGGCCGUUAUUCUCGAUUUACUGUCCAAAGCGCAAGUUCUUGACCACAGCAAAUCUCCUUGUGAAGAGGACUUUGUCCCAGAGUCGCAGGGCGUCCCAUUAAUUGUUUUUAUUAAAAUGGAAGACGGGAAAGAUUUUCGCACGUGGUUGCAUAUGGCCAAGUGCUUUAAAAUUUGGGACUUGGAUGCUCGAGGGUAUCACAACGGCCUUUGGAGAUUACAUAUGAAAACCAGUCAAAUACUCGUUGUUGGAGUUCCAUAUUCUAAAUACGCGCACUUCAAGCCUGCCACUGUAACUCCGUUGUUUUUGGACAACACAACAUAAUGAUAAUCGCCAUAAGAAUUAACGUUUACCAUCUAGUCUGAAACAGUCAGUGCAGCUGCCGAUAAGCGUUCUCUUCUAUUCAGGCUAGGCUGUUGAUGCAAUUGCUAUUUAAAUAGGUGUUAAAGUUCCUCAAUGAGCAAUCAAUUCGUGCGGAUCGAGAGACAAUUUCAUAAUUUUUGUACGUUCAAACAGUGACAUGAGCAAAACAUAGCUAGCUACAACAUAUAUAUUAAAUAUAUCGCUAAAAUGAGAUGAAAAUGAGAUAAAUAAGAGUGAGAGUAAUUAAUAAAUAAGUAAAUGAUGAUCGAGA
Messenger RNA from Folsomia candida, 2988 nucleotides. RefSeq names its product protein O-linked-mannose beta-1,2-N-acetylglucosaminyltransferase 1. The record is from RefSeq and is a predicted model, not a curated record. Gene Ontology annotation, cellular component: Golgi membrane. Lineage: Eukaryota; Metazoa; Arthropoda; Collembola; Entomobryomorpha; Isotomidae. Gene Ontology annotation, molecular function: beta-1,3-galactosyl-O-glycosyl-glycoprotein beta-1,3-N-acetylglucosaminyltransferase activity. Gene Ontology annotation, biological process: protein O-linked glycosylation via N-acetylgalactosamine. Bases 648 to 2678 code for a protein of 676 amino acids. The transcript is spliced from 16 exons.